CGCGCAUCGCCGAGGAGCCGCGUCGCGGUGCCCUACGUACGUGAACGUGAUCGAUCAAUCAAUGGCGGCUCCGCCUCUGCCGGGCGCGUACAUGCCCGACCUGCCGGCGGUGCCGGAGUGGCUGAACAAGGGCGACAACGCGUGGCAGCUGACGGCGGCGACGUUCGUGGGCAUCCAGUCCAUGCCGGGGCUGGUGGUGCUCUACGGCAGCAUCGUGAAGAAGAAGUGGGCCGUCAACUCGGCCUUCAUGGCGCUCUACGCCUACGCCUCCACGCUCAUCGUCUGGGUGCUGCUCGCCUUCCGCAUGGCGUUCGGCGACCGCCUCCUCCCGUUCUGGGGCAAGGCCGGGCCGGCGCUGACGGGGGACUUCCUCGUGGCGCGCGCGUCCUUCCCGGCCACGGCGCACUACGGCGCCGGCGGCGCGCUCGAGGUGCCCCCCACGCAGCCCUACUACCCGGAGGCCACGCUGGUGCUGUUCCAGUUCCAGCUCGCGGCCAUCACGCUGGUGCUGCUCGCCGGCGCCCUGCUGGGGCGCAUGAACAUCAAGGCGUGGAUGGCCUUCACCCCGCUCUGGCUGCUCCUCUCCUACACCGUCUGCGCCUUUAGCCUCUGGGGCGGCGGCUUCCUCUACCAUUGGGGCGUCAUCGACUACUCCGGCGGCUACGUCAUCCACGUCUCCUCCGGCGUCGCCGGCUUCACCGCUGCCUACUGGGUGGGGCCGAGGCUGAAGAGUGACAGGGAGAGAUUCGCGCCCAACAACAUCCUGCUCAUGAUCGCCGGCGGCGGGCUGCUGUGGCUGGGCUGGGCCGGGUUCAACGGCGGCGCGCCGUACGCCCCGAACAUCAUCGCGUCCAUCGCGGUGCUCAACACCAACGUCAGCGCCGCGGCGAGCCUCCUCACGUGGACCUGCCUGGACGUCGUCUUCUUCGGCAAGCCGUCCGUGAUCGGCGCCGUGCAGGGCAUGAUGACGGGCCUCGUCUGCAUCACCGCCGGCGCAGGGCUGGUGCACACGUGGGCGGCGGUGCUGAUGGGCAUCUGCGCCGGCAGCGUGCCGUGGUUCACCAUGAUGGUCCUCCACAAGCGCUCCUCCCUCCUCCAGAAGGUGGACGACACCCUCGCCGUGUUCCACACCCACGCCGUCGCCGGGCUCCUCGGCGGCGUCCUCACGGGGCUCCUCGCCACCCCGGAGCUCACCACCCUGCACACCCACGUCCCGGGCACGCGCGGCGCCUUCUACGGCGGUGGCAUCCAGCAGGUGGGCAAGCAGCUGGCCGCGGCGCUCUUCGUCGUCGCGUGGAACGUCGUGGUCACCACGGGCAUCAUCCUCGCCGUGGGCCUCGUCAUCCCGCUGCGGAUGCCCGACGAGCAGCUCAGGAUCGGCGACGACGCAGCGCACGGCGAGGAGGCCUACGCGCUCUGGGGCGACGGCGAGCGGUUCGACGUGUCACGGCGCGCGGCAGCGAGGGCCACCGAGGUCGGCGACCAGUCGGUGGACCAGCGUCUGGCAGCCAUGGGAGCUAGAGGUAUCACCGUUCAGUUGUAGUAGAAGCUGGUGCCCGUUGUUCUUUUUCCAAGGGCAGUUGUAGUAGAACUGUAGAAGCUGGUGACUAGGCAACACAGAAGGGAUAUUCGUAGUUCAAUCUUUUGCUAAUUUCAGAAGGGACAUUUGUACUUUCCUACAAUAUGCAACAGAGUUUUCGGUUUUUGUUCAGUUCUUGAACUUCUUUCUAGAUUAAAUAAAUGCAGUUAUUGUUGUCAA
This is a messenger RNA of Triticum aestivum (bread wheat), 1759 nucleotides long. RefSeq names its product ammonium transporter 2 member 3. Gene Ontology annotation, molecular function: ammonium channel activity. The transcript has 3 exons. Gene Ontology annotation, biological process: ammonium transmembrane transport. NCBI's taxonomy places the organism in Eukaryota, Viridiplantae, Streptophyta, Magnoliopsida, Poales, Poaceae. Bases 62 to 1543 code for a protein of 493 amino acids. The record is from RefSeq and is a predicted model, not a curated record. Gene Ontology annotation, cellular component: plasma membrane.